Molecule: messenger RNA, 753 nt
Organism: Moesziomyces aphidis
Lineage: Eukaryota; Fungi; Basidiomycota; Ustilaginomycetes; Ustilaginales; Ustilaginaceae
Source: the annotation of a GenBank genome assembly
AUGGCUCAGACAACGAACCAAGCAUGCUGCAGCAUUCCCCCCGUCCAGUCGGACUACGCACCCAAGGGAACUAUCGAGAAGCUUGGUGGGCUCGAUACCUACUCUGUCGGCCCAAAGGAUGCUACAAGGGUCAUCGUUGUAAUCUAUGACAUCUUCGGCUUUUGGCCGACAACCAAGCAGGGCGCCGAUCUCCUCGCCAAGGCCACUGGCGCUCGCGUCGUCAUGCCUGACUUCUUUCGCGGCAAGCCUUUUCCUCACGAAGAUUUUCCUCCCAGCAACGAGGAGAAGCAGAAGGAUCUCCAGGACUUCUUCGGCACUCAAGGCGACUUCGCAGCUCGCAAGCCCGAUAUUGACGCUAUCAUUCGUGCAAUUCAGGAGAGCGGCGGGAAGAAGCUGGGCCUGCUUGGUUUUUGCUGGGGCGGCAAGUUUGCUGUACUCAACGGUGGGGAAGGAACCAAGUUCUCCGCCGUCGCUCAGGUUCACCCUGCUAUGGUCAGUGCAGCAGACGCAGAGAAACUCGCCAUCCCGAUUGCCAACUUUCCAAGCAUGGACGAGCCGAAGGAAGACGUCAAGAGGUUCGAAGAGCAGGUGCAGAAGAAGGCUUUCGCUGCCAGCAGCGUGUAUAAGCUGUACCCAGACAGCCACCACGGCUGGGCCGCAGCCAGGGCUGAUCUGAAGGACGAGACCAACCUGAGGGACUACCAAGACGUCUACCAGCGUUUGGCAGACUUCUAUAACAGGACCCUUGCGUAG